Molecule: messenger RNA, 1128 nt
Organism: Aspergillus melleus
Lineage: Eukaryota; Fungi; Ascomycota; Eurotiomycetes; Eurotiales; Aspergillaceae
Exons: 5
Coding region: 1-1128 (375 amino acids)
Biological process (GO): butanediol biosynthetic process
Cellular component (GO): cytoplasm
Molecular function (GO): (R,R)-butanediol dehydrogenase activity; zinc ion binding
Source: RefSeq, a predicted model, not a curated record
AUGCUCAACACAGAGCUCAAUCACAACACAUACCGAACCGCCCUAAAGGCCACCGCACCUAUGAAAGCAGUCCGUUUCCACGGUCCCGGCGAUAUUCGCAUCGAAGAGAUCGAAGAGCCGGUCUGUGGCAAAGGCCAGGUGAAGGUACGGCCAGCUUAUGUGGGGAUAUGCGGUAGUGAUAUCCACGAAUACACAGCAGGACCUGUGCUAGUUCCGCAAGAACCUCAUAAGAUCACGGGAGUGACGGCGCCGGUGACGCUAGGACAUGAGUUCUCGGGGAUUGUCGAGGAAGUCGGCGAAGGGGUCACGCAUGUCUCGAAGGGCCAGAGAGUCGUGAUCCGGCCGACUAUCUAUGAUGGAACGUGUCCUUCGUGCAGGAGUGGCUAUGAGCACUGUUGUGAGAAUAUUGGGUUUAUUGGGCUGUCUGGAUACGGCGGCGGCCUAGCCCACAAACAAGUCGCCCCCGCAACCCAUUUCUACCCCAUCCCAGACAACAUAUCACUCGAAUCCGCAGCCCUAAUAGAACCCCUCGCAGUGGCCUGGCACGCCGUCAACGUCUCGCCCUUCAAACCCAACCAACACGUCCUAGUAGUAGGCGGCGGACCCGUCGGGAUCGGCAUCGUGCAAGUACUCAAGAUGCAAGGAGCGAAGACGAUCACCGUCGCCGAGCCGAUGGCGCGACGACGCGAAUUCGCGCUGGAAUAUGGCGCCACGCACGCCAUCGAUCCCAAGACGGAGGAUGUCACAGAGCAGAUCCGGAAUCUGACGAACGGGCUGGGCGCCCAUGUUGUCUUUGAUUCGGCGGGCGUGGAACAGGCGCUGUGUGGAGAGGUCGACGCCUGUCGGACGCAUGGCACGAUUGUGAAUAUCGCGGUGUGGGAGAAACAGCCUUCUAUGCCGGUUAAUGAGCUGAUGUAUAAUGAAGUGCAGUAUACGGGGGCUGCGUUGUAUGAUGAAAGUGCGUUUCAGGAUGUGAUUCGAGCUCUUAAUUAUGGCCAAUUGAAACCAGACAGAAUGAUCACAUCCAUAGUCAAGCUGGACGAUGUGGUUGAGAAAGGGUUCCAAGCGCUGGUGGAUGAUCGAGGCGAGCAUUGCAAGAUCCUGGUCGAUGUGCAGGCCUCCGUGUAA